AUGAGUGAAAAAGUAGUGAAAUAUCGGCAUAGAACUAGGCUUACAACUAAAAUGGGUAUUAAAGUAAAGGUAGAAUUCUUAGGAGGAUUGGAUGUUAUUUCAAAUGGUGUCAGAGAACAUAAAUGUGAGGUGCCAUUGGAAGAAGGUGAGGCUACAAUGAUAGACUUGAUUAAAUAUAUUACUGCAACUAUAAUAAGCGAUCCAAAGGAUGUACCUGUAUUUAUAGAAGAAGGUACGGUUCGUCCAGGUAUUUUAGUGCUCAUAAAUGACACUGACUGGGAAUUAGAGGGCAUGGAAGAUUAUGUAGUGGAAAGUGGUGAUGUUCUCACUUUCACCAGUACAUUGCAUGGAGGUUAG
This is a messenger RNA of Debaryomyces hansenii CBS767, 357 nucleotides long. RefSeq names its product ubiquitin-related modifier. Bases 1 to 357 code for a protein of 118 amino acids. Gene Ontology annotation, molecular function: protein tag activity. Gene Ontology annotation, cellular component: nucleus; cytoplasm. The transcript has a single exon. Lineage: Eukaryota; Fungi; Ascomycota; Pichiomycetes; Serinales; Debaryomycetaceae. The record is from RefSeq and is a predicted model, not a curated record. Gene Ontology annotation, biological process: tRNA thio-modification; protein urmylation.